Messenger RNA from Neurospora hispaniola, 438 nucleotides. RefSeq lists its product as uncharacterized. The record is from RefSeq and is a predicted model, not a curated record. The transcript has a single exon. NCBI's taxonomy places the organism in Eukaryota, Fungi, Ascomycota, Sordariomycetes, Sordariales, Sordariaceae. The annotation marks the transcript as partial.
GUUUCCAUGAACACUCUAUCACCUGGGUUUUUGAGAGUCUCUAGGUUGUCUGUCGUGUUGACUAGCCAGCUGCAACAAGUUAACACAGUUGGAGCUAGAAGGCCGUCUACCGAGCGUCCCGCGUGUAGGGAAAAGAAAAGUAAUGAACUUAGUGUCAUGCUCGCGCCGAUCUGUGGACUUCAAGCAGGAGCGCAUAGAAAUAUAGCAUCAAACUCUCCUGGGCUGGCUCACCUCACUGGAAGAAGGUUAGCAGUGGUAAUGUAGGCAGUUGAUGUUGGUUACCGUAAUAACACCAAAGAACAAACAACGCGGUGCUGGAGAGGGGUGUAAAAUUAUAAUAGACUACGCAGGCGAAGAAGCAACCAAUUCGCUGAAGCAGAACAUAAGAGGAGGAUGAGAGGAAAACCGCGCAUUACCAUCCGCAGUAGCGCUUGCGCC